AUGUCCCAACUUUCUACAGCAUCUUCCUUCAAAACUUCUACUGGUGAAGAAACAAUGUAUGUUCUUCCCUGUAGGGCUCAGUCGGAGAACAUUUAUCUUGGUAAGGCGAUUACCAUUGUUCCUUUGAGCACAACCUACAACGCUAAUUUGGGAUCGAAGGAAUCCCAAACUACUCAUGCAACAAGUUCUGGAGGACCCUCUGUAGGUAACUUCUCCAACCCUUCUCUUGAUAAAUUUAGAGAAGAUAAUAGAUAUGUUGAUAGGGUAAUUAGAUAUCUAGUCACUAGGGUGCUGCGUGAAGAUAUACAUGUGGCUGGGAUUUCUCGACCUCUUGCGCAAAUUGUCCCUUCCACCAAUAAUGAUGAAGAAGAGCAGACAACCGACUCCUCUAAAAGUAAUGAUUCUGAUAACAAUUUGCAUAAAUUUUCCGAUUCUGUGCUGAAUUCUACUGGAGUUCGAGAAAAGUCUCCCAAACCUAACAAGAAGCAGGUUGUGUUCGGAACGGUAAAGUCGUGGAGCAAAGUAAGUGUCUCCUCAAAGAAGAGAAAAAUUACGAUAGAGACUGAAUCGGAUGAUGUUGAAGGUGAUGUUCAGGACAUCAUACGAGUAAAGAAAACUGUGUCCAAGCAGUCAUCUGUGAAAGUUCCAAACGCUCCCAUGGAUAACAUUUCUUUUCACUCUGUUGACAGCGCAGACAAAUGGAGAUUUGUGUAUCAAAGAAGGAUUGCCCUGGAAAGAGAACUUGGUCAGGAUGCUCUAAAAAUUAAGGAGAUCAUGGACUUAAUUUCUGCUGCUGGACUUAUUAAAACAGUAACUGACUUUGGUAAAUUCUAUGAGGUUCUGGUUAAGGAGUUUGUUGUGAACAUACCCGUGGACUGUGCUGUACCUGGAAGUCAGAAUUUCAGGAAAGUCUAUGUAAGGGGUAAAAUUGUUCACUUCUCCCCUGCGGUAAUCAACAGGCACUUGGGAAGAAGUAAGGACGAGGGGUGUGAUUUGGAGGUGACUGAUAAUCAAGUCUUUAAGGAAAUCAUUGCAAAUCAAGUUGCUGCUUGGCCAAUGAGAGGCAAACUGUCUGCUGGUCAACUCAAUUUAAAGUAUGCUAUUCUGCACAAGAUUGGAGCUGUUAAUUGGGUUCCCACCAAUCAUACUUCAACAGUGGUAGUUGGGUUGGGAAAGUUUCUCUAUGAUGUUGGGACCAAAACUAACUUCGACUAUGGCACUUAUAUUUUUGAUCAGACUGUAAGACAUGCUGCUACCAAUGCUACCAAGAUGCCUAUUGCAUUUCCUUCCUUGAUCUGUGGUGUUGUCCUCAACCAACACCCUGGAAUCUUACUAAGUACUGAUGGGACUUGUAAACAUGUUGUAGAUCUUGUCCUGACAUCUGCUGAGAAGAAGACGUCUACCACAGCUGAUACUAUUCUAGUUCUGAAGGAGACCUGUAAGGACUUGGAUGAGAUCAUUGCUACCAGCACCAAAAGGAAGCUUGACAUUGAACGACUUAUCAAGAGUCUUGAACAGCCUGACGAAAAUGGGACUAGCAAGGCACCUGGAGGAGCAGCUGAUACACAGGAAUCUGAUGACCAUGUUGAGGGUCAUACCUUAGAUAACACUACUACUGAAGGUGAUGAUAGUUCCUCAAGUUCCAGUUCUGAUGAGGAAGAUUAA
Vicia villosa (hairy vetch) is the source of this 1665-nucleotide messenger RNA. RefSeq lists its product as uncharacterized. The record is from RefSeq and is a predicted model, not a curated record. The transcript is spliced from 3 exons. Lineage: Eukaryota; Viridiplantae; Streptophyta; Magnoliopsida; Fabales; Fabaceae. Bases 1 to 1665 code for a protein of 554 amino acids.